This is a messenger RNA of Plasmodium vivax (malaria parasite P. vivax), 1062 nucleotides long. Its product is annotated as variable surface protein Vir16/32-related. The record is from RefSeq and is a predicted model, not a curated record. The transcript has 3 exons. Bases 1 to 1062 code for a protein of 353 amino acids. NCBI's taxonomy places the organism in Eukaryota, Apicomplexa, Aconoidasida, Haemosporida, Plasmodiidae.
AUGACAUUUGCAAAUAUGUUUUUAUCAGGAUUGGCAAAGUCAUCCUGUUCAAGUCCAUUGCCGUCCAAAAAUUUUUAUGAUAAAUGGGAUUCUCAUUUAAACUCUAUAAAAGAUUAUUAUGAUAUAUGUAAAGAAGAUAAAUACAAAAAUAAUGAUAAAUUUCUCAAACUUUGUUCCAUGGCUUUGUUGUAUUUAAGAAAUUAUGAUAAAUCAACUGAAAGAAAAUCUCUUCCUUGUAAUCGUUGUAGACUGUUUAAUUAUUGGAUAGUUGAUCAAUUAAAUAAAACUUUCGGGGGUGAGCGUAAUUUGGCCUUUGGUUUUCUUAAUUUUAUAGUGAAUAAAGUUCGUGACAAUAGUCAGUUCAUAAAGAAUAAUGAGUGUGAACUUGAUUUGGAGGUUUCUUCAGAUGAUAAAUGGGAGGAAAAAAAGGAAUUCUAUGAAUAUGUUAUAGAUUAUUUUCAAAUUAAUACAAGGGAUAAAUUGAACCAUGAGACUUGCAAAAAAUACAUAAAUUACCUUCAAGAUAAAAGUUCAUUAAAUACUUAUAUCAAAAAAAUUUUGCCUGACGUGAAAGAUAAUAAAUUGUCUAAAAUUUACGGGAAAUGCCGGAAUGUUAAUCAGAAAAUUCUCUUAUCCAAAUUGCAAAACAAUCCAAAUGAUUUAAUUUAUGAUGAUUCUGAAGAAGAAGGAGGUCUACAGCAACUCCCAAAGCUAGAGGGUAUCUCUGAAGAAGAUGCAUCAGAUGAUGGUAGAAUAAAUGGACCAAUGCCUUUUAGCGUACCCCAAGGGAAAUUUGAUGUGUCUUAUUAUAUCAAAUCGAUAAAUUCAUCUCCUUAUACUAUGCCAUCUAUACUUUCAGUAACGGGGGUAUCCGCUCUAGCCAUGUUUUUGAAUAAAUUUAAAUCAUCUGGAUUCUUGUUAAGAGGGGGAAGAGUACGAAGGACACAUUUUGCUGACGGUUUUAAUAAAGAAUCCGCAAACGAAUUUCCAGAUUAUUAUGCUGGAUAUCCUAUUGACAAUUUGGAAAAUGAUCGAAUAAAUAUAGCUUAUCAGACUACGUGA